Messenger RNA from Lathyrus oleraceus (garden pea), 670 nucleotides. Its product is annotated as 15.7 kDa heat shock protein, peroxisomal. NCBI's taxonomy places the organism in Eukaryota, Viridiplantae, Streptophyta, Magnoliopsida, Fabales, Fabaceae. The record is from RefSeq and is a predicted model, not a curated record. Bases 169 to 597 code for a protein of 142 amino acids. The transcript has 2 exons.
UAACAAGAAGAACCUAGAACAAUGAUGAAUAUGGAUCAUAUGAUCAAAUCAAAGAACAUUCUCGAGUGUCUUGAAACUACAACAUUAUAUACAUCAAUUUCAUCACUUCUGCUACAACAUUUUUCUCUUAUCUCUUUUUAUUUAUAGUACUAAAAGAGUAUCAAAUCAAUGGCUGACACUAUCUUUGGAUACCCUUUUAGACGUUUUUUCUUGGGCAACCCUCCAAUUUUCAGAGGGUACCCUGGCUCAACAGCACUAUUGGAUUGGCUCGAAUCCCCAACUUCACAUAUCCUCAAAAUCAACGUUCCAGGAUUAAGCAAAGAUGAGAUAAAGUUGCAGAUUGAAGAAGGGAAUGUUUUGCACCUUAGAGGAGAAAGUGGGAAAGAAGAGAAUCAUGGAAAGGAGAUUGUUUGGCAUGUAGCUGAGAGAGGGACUGGAAAAGAGGGUUUGUCAAGGAUGAUUGAAUUGCCUGAGAAUGUGAAAUUGGAUCAGAUUAAAGCACGUGUUGAAAAUGGUGUUCUCACUGUUAUUGUUCCUAAAGAUUCAGCAUCUAAAUCGCAUAAAGUUCGAAACAUUAACAUCACUAGUAGGCUUUAAGCUUUGCAAAAAUGUAUGUAAUUGUGUUAUUAUAUGAGUAAGAAUAGAGAGCAAGAAAAAUAUUCUGUGGUGA